Brassica rapa (field mustard) is the source of this 1995-nucleotide messenger RNA. Its product is annotated as mitochondrial import inner membrane translocase subunit TIM44-2. Lineage: Eukaryota; Viridiplantae; Streptophyta; Magnoliopsida; Brassicales; Brassicaceae. Gene Ontology annotation, biological process: protein import into mitochondrial matrix. Gene Ontology annotation, cellular component: mitochondrial inner membrane. The record is from RefSeq and is a predicted model, not a curated record. Gene Ontology annotation, molecular function: protein-folding chaperone binding.
AUAUUUUCGUUACUCGAAACCAUGAUUUUCUAGUAUAUAAACACUAAUGGACUUAUAACGAAACCAAUGGAUCAAAGCGGAUUACACCAUUAUGUACGAGGCUAACGGCCCAAAAGGAAAAGAGACGAGCUUUGUAUAUUUUGUUUCGAAACAACACUUUGCUAUCCUAUAUUUCUGGACUUCCAUUUAUCUCGGCCGUGUUAUCCCCAGAGGGAAUAUAGCUAUCAGUGUUACCAAACAUGUGUCUAAAAUGAAAUCGGUCUGAAUGAGAAACCCCAGAGAAGGUUUACCGACCAAAUGCAUCUCUCAGGGCUUUAACUAAUUAAGGCAACAACCCUUUCUUCUCUUCUUCUGGUAGGAACUAGGAAGGUGGUCUGUGUUGUUCGAGUUAGAUCACUACGAGAGGAAUGGCGAGUAGAAAGCUGAUUCGAGAUUUACUCAUCACAAAACAGCCUCUCUUCCUCCAGCUGGCCCGUCAACGGAGAGUAGGCACAAGGCUAGGGUUUAUGCCAGCCAAUGGGUUUCAACGCCGCCAGUUCAGUGUUUUCAGCGACUUGACCAAGAAAAUUAGAGGGGAAGCUGAAAGCAAUCCUGAAUUUCAAAGAACAGUGAAGGAGAUUAAAGAGAAGGCACAAGAGCUUAACGGUGUCAAAGAGGACCUCAAAGUUAGAACAAAAGAAAAGACUGAGCAGCUUUAUAAGCAAGUUGAUGGUGUCUGGACUGAGGCUGAAUCUGUCGCCAAAAUGGUGUCUUCAAGUGUGAAAGACAAGUUCUCCGCGGCCACAGAGGAGGUCAAGGAGUCAUUCAAGCUCGGUAAGGAGGAGUCAGCGGGCACAGGAACCUCUACAGAGGAAGAUCACCAGCAGCAGCAGCAAACUGGCACUACUGAGGGAGUUCAAAAUACAUUAUUUGAAAAAUUCAAGUCAAGCAUGUCUUCUCCCCUUGACUUAGCGAGGAAGGGACUUGACAUUGUCAAGGAUGAAUUGCGAGGAGGCUCGUCUAGAAAAAAGCACCUGGAAUACACUCCUCCCCCGCCAUUUACUGGUGUGAGAAGUACAAGAACGGAUCUGGUUGUUACUCCAACAAAACAGUCCAAGUUGCAACAAAAGUGGGAAUCUUUAAGAGAAAAGAUGCAAGCUCAUCCUGCUUUUAAACGUCUGAGUGGGAUGAGUGAACCUGUUGUCAACAAGAGCCAAGAGAUUGCAGAAGAUGUUGUGGAAAGAUGGGAAACCAGUGACAACCCCAUUGUUCACAAAAUUCAGGACUUAAAUGAGGCAGUGUUUAACGAGACAGAUUCUGGAUCAACUUACAAAGAGAUACGCCGCCGAGAUCCAUCCUUCUCCUUGCCGGACUUUGCUGCAGAAGUUCAUGAAGCCAUCAGACCAGUCUUGAGUGCAUAUAGCAAGGGAGAUGCUGAGGCAUUGAACAAGUAUUGCAGCACGGAAGUGAUUGAACGGUGCACGGCAGAGCGCGCAGCUUUAAAAAGCCAUGGUCUCUUUUUCGAUCACAAGAUUCUACAUAUAUCGGAAGUAGAAGUGGAAGAGACAAAGAUGAUGGGAACUACUCCCAUAAUCAUCGUCAGGUUCCAAACGCAAGAAAUCUUCUGUGUUCGUGACAAGAAUGGCAAAAUCAAAGAAGGAGGCCAGGACACGAUACACUCGGUGUACUACAAGUGGGCAAUGCAACAAGUGGAGGCAGGGGAAGAAUCUAUGUAUCCUAUUUGGAGGCUCAGGGAUGUACAUAAACUUGGUGCUGCUCAGGCUCUCAUUUAAAAUCUUGGUUUUUUUUAAGAAAAAAAAACUUAAAGCUAAGCCCUCUUUAUAUCUCUGCAAUUUACCAUUUAGAGAAUUAUUUACUCAGGAGGAAUUGGGUUCCUAUGUUUUGACACAUAUUUGGUUAAAGAAGGUUCUUAGAUUUUGUCAGUCCUAAUGGAGCUAAAACACUACAAAAUAAGUAACAUUUACAAUUGGUAAUGAAUUGUCAAUUUGUCAUCAA